GGAAAAUGCAAGGGCCGGUUAACUUGGGUGCCACAAGUAAUCAGACAGCGGUGGAGAGCCGAAGGUUCGCUUCAGUGCUGAAGUGCAGUCGACACCAGGCGACUUUCCGCGUCACCCGCAGCUCCGUCCCCUCCCCGCAAACCCACCCGCGGCUGUGCCAACCGCCCGGGGCAUGGGCCCCCCAACACGGCUCCUGGAGGCCCCGCGGCGCCGCAAGAUGUGAGAGGCCCGCGUCGGGCAGAACGAGAGCUUCGGGAGAGGAGCUGAUAGCCCCAAGCCUUCACAAGCCAGGCGAGGUGGCGGGGCGCGCUGCGCCCGGGCGGUGCUGAGCGUCCGGGAGCGCCCAAGCCAGGGCCGGAACGAGUAGCUGGCCGGAGGCGAGCCGCGGAGAGCAGGCUGUCAUGCCCUAUUGAUCCCCCCGCCCCCCGCCAAGUAUGUUUGGGCUGGACCAAUUCGAGCCCCAGAUCAACAGCAGGAACGCUGGCCAGGGCGAGAGGAACUUUAACGAGGCCGGACUAAGCAUGAACGCCCAUUUUAAGGCCCCGGCUUUCCACGCGGGGGGACCCCCUGGCCCCGUGGACCCUGCCAUGAGCGGGCUGGGCGAACCCCCGAUCUUGGGCAUGAACAUGGAGCCUUACGGCUUUCACGCGCGCAGCCACUCGGAGUUGCACGCGGGGGGGCUGCAGGCGCAGCCGGUGCACGGAUUCUUUGGAGGCCAACAGCCGCACCACGGCCACCCGGGAGGCCACCACCCCCACCAGCAUCACCCCCACUUUGGGGGCAACUUUGGCGGGCCGGAUCCAGGGGCCUCGUGCCUGCACGGGGGUCGCCUGCUCGGCUACGGCGGCGCUGCCGGCGGCUUGGGCAGCCAGCCGCCCUUCGCCGAAGGUUACGAUCAUAUGGCUGAGAGCCAGGGGCCGGAGAGCUUCGGCCCGCAGCGACCCGGGAACCUGCCGGACUUCCACAGUUCGGGCGCCUCGGGCCAUGCCGUGCCUGCCCCAUGCUUGCCGCUGGACCAGAGCCCUAACCGAGCCGCCUCCUUCCACGGCCUGCCCGCCUCCGGUGGCUCCGAUUCCCACAGUCUAGAGCCCCGGAGGGUGGCGAACCAAGGAGCCGUCGACUCGCUGGAAUACAAUUACCCGGGCGAGCCGCCCUCGGGACAUUUCGACAUGUUUUCUCCCUCUGAUUCCGAGGGGCAGCUGCCUCAUUAUGCAGCGGGUCGUCAGGUUCCCGGGGGCUCUUUCCCGGGUGCCUCGGCCAUGCCCAGAGCCGCAGGCAUGGUGGGCUUGUCGAAAAUGCACGCCCAACAGCAGCAGCAGCAGCAGCAGCAGCACGGCGUGUUCUUCGAGAGGUUCGGCGGGACCCGCAAGAUGCCCGUGGGGCUGGAGCCUGGAGUCGGCUCCAGGCACCCGUUGAUGCAGCCUCCCCAGCAGGCCCCGCCGCCCCCGCAGCAGCAGCCCCCGCAGCAGGCCCCGCCGCCUCCGCAGCAGCCGCCCCCGCAGCAGCCGCCGCCGCCGCCACCGCCUGGGCUUCUGGUCCGACAAAAUUCGUGUCCGCCCGCGCUCCCGCGUCCCCAGCAGGGCGAGGCGGGCACGCCCAGCAGCGGCCUGCAGGACGGAGGGCCCAUGCUGCCCAACCAACACGCGCAGUUCGAGUACCCCAUCCACCGGCUGGAGAACCGGAGCAUGCACCCUUAUUCCGAGCCUGUAUUCAACAUGCAGCAGGCGCCCAACCAGCGGCUGCAGCAUUUCGACGCACCCCCCUACAUGAACGUGGCCAAGAGGCCGCGUUUUGACUUCCCGGGCAGCGCAGGAGUGGAUCGCUGCGCUUCGUGGAACGGCAGCAUGCACAAUGGCGCUCUGGACAACCACCUCUCGCCCUCUGCCUAUUCCGGCCUGCCCGGCGAGUUCACGCCGCCUGUGCCCGACAGCUUCCCCUCGGGGCCGCCUCUGCAGCAUCCGGCCCCGGACCACCCGUCCCUACAGCAGCAGCAGCAGCAGCAGCAACGCCAAAACGCGGCCCUCAUGAUCAAGCAGAUGGCGUCGCGGAAUCAGCAGCAGCGGCUGCGCCAGCCCAACCUGGCCCAGCUAGGCCACCCCGGGGACGUGGGCCAGGGCGGCCUGGUGCACAGCGGCCCAGUGGGCGGCUUGGCCCAGCCGAACUUUGAGCGCGACAGCGGCGGCGCGGGCGCCGGGCGCCUGGGCACGUUCGAGCCGCAGGCGCAGCACUUGGCGCAGGAGAGCGCGUGGUUCCCAGGUCCGCAUCCGCCGCCGGGUGACCUGCUGCCCCGCAGGAUGGGAGGUUCAGGCUUGCCCUCCGACUGCGGCCCGCACGACCCAGGACUGGCGCCGCCCCCUCCGCCCGGUGGCUCGGGGGUGCUGUUUAGGAGCUCUCUGCAGGAGCCGCUGAGGAUGCCUGGAGAGGGCCACGUGCCCGGGCUGCCCUCCCCUGGCCUGCAGUUCGGGGGCAGCCUGGCCAGCCUGGGCCAGCUGCAGUCGCCCGGGGCUGGGGUCGGGCUGCCCAGCGCUCCCUCCGAGCGCCGGCCCCAGCCACCUGAUUUCACGGCGCCCGCGCUCGGGGGCCAGCCUGGCUUCCCGUUCGGCGCAGCGAACCGGCAGGCCACGCCGCACAGCGGCCCAGGCGUGAACUCGCCCCCGAGCACGGGCGGGGGCGGCGGCAGCACGGGCGGUGGCGGCGGCGGCGGCGGCGGCGGCGGCGGCGGCGGCGGGAGCGCAUACCCGCCGCAGCCUGACUUCCAGCCCAGCCAGCGCACCUCGGCCAGUAAGCUGGGCGCGCUCUCGCUGGGCUCCUUCAACAAACCCAGCUCCAAGGACAACCUGUUCGGCCAGAGUUGCCUGGCUGCGCUCUCCACCGCCUGCCAGAACAUGAUCGCCAGCCUCGGGGCCCCCAACCUCAACGUGACCUUCAACAAGAAGAACCCGCCCGAGGGCAAGAGGAAACUGAGCCAGAACGAGACCGACGGCGCGGCCGUGGCCGGCAACCCGGGGUCGGAUUACUUCCCAGGAGGGACUGCUCCUGGGGCUCCAGGGCCCGGAGGCCCGUCGGGGACCAGUAGCAGCGGCUCUAAAGCCUCUGGGCCGCCCAAUCCGCCCGCCCAGGGGGACGGCACUAGCCUCUCCCCCAACUACACCCUGGAAUCGACGUCGGGGAACGACGGCAAGCCGGUCCCUGGGGGCGGCGGCCGGGGACGGGGGCGCAGAAAAAGGGACAGUGGUCACGUGAGCCCCGGGACCUUCUUCGACAAGUACUCAGCGGCGGCGGCGCCGGACAGCGGGGGCGCGCCUGGUGUGAGCCCAGGGCAGCAGCAGGCGCAGGGCGCAGCCGUCGGGGGAAACUCGGGAGAGGCGCGCGGGGCGCCUACGCCUCACGAGAAAGCGCUCACGUCGCCGUCGUGGGGGAAGGGGGCCGAGCUGCUCCUGGGGGACCAGCCAGACCUCAUGGCGUCCCUGGACGGUGGGGCCAAGUCGGACGGUAGUUCCCCGCACGUGGGCGAGUUCGCCUCCGACGAGGUGAGCACUAGUUACGCCAACGAGGACGAGGUGUCUUCCAGCUCCGACAACCCCCCAGCCCUGGCCAAAGCGAGUAGGAGCCCUCUGGUGACAGGCUCGCCCAAACUCCCUCCCCGUGGGGUGGGCGCCGGGGAGCACGGACCGAAGGCACCCCCGCCCCCGCUUGGCCUGGGCAUCUUGUCUACCUCUACCUCGACCCCUGACAGCUAUGGCGGAGGGGGCACGGGCCAUCCCGGCACGCCGGGCCUGGAGCAGGUUCGGACCCCGACGAGCAGCGGCGGUGCCCCGCCACCUGACGAGAUCCACCCCCUGGAGAUCCUCCAGGCACAGAUCCAGCUGCAGAGGCAGCAGUUCAGCAUCUCUGAGGACCAGCCCCUGGGGCUCAAGGGUGGCAAGAAGGGUGAGUGUGCCGUCGGGGCCUCGGGCGCGCAGAAUGGCGACAGCGAGCUGGGCAGCUGCUGCUCCGAGGCGGUCAAGAGCGCCAUGAGCACCAUUGAUCUGGACUCGCUGAUGGCAGAGCACAGCGCCGCCUGGUACAUGCCGGCCGACAAGUCUUUGGUGGACGGCACAGACGAGGACAAGACGCUGGCGCCCUGGGAGAAGGCCAAACCCCAGAAUCCCAACAGCAAAGAAGCCCACGACCUCCCUGCGAACAAGGCCUCGGCGCCCCAGCCCGGCAGCCACUUGCAGUGCCUGUCUGUCCACUGCACAGACGAUGUGGGUGAUGCCAAGGCCCGAGCCUCCGUGCCCACCUGGCGGUCCCUGCACUCCGACAUUUCCAACAGAUUCGGGACAUUCGUGGCCGCCCUGACUUGAAGUGACAAGAAAUACCCCCUCCCCCACCAGGCCCUCCCCUCCCCCCUUUCUCUUUCCUCUUCCCCCUUCACCUGACCCCACCCUACUGACCCCCACCACGUGAAUUUGAAAGGGCCACUAUUGCUGAGUGGGUGAUUUUUUUUUUUUUUCCUAGGUUGGUACCUGCUUAGUGGCAUAUGGACCGGAAGGGGUUAAUUUAAAGGGGAAAAAAAAAAAAAAAAAAAAACCUCAAAAAAUUUUUUUAAAAAAAAGAAACUCGUCCGCCACGGUAUGUUACCAGUGUUAACCCUUCUGCAGUUAGCAAACUUUUGCUGAAGCAUUUUUUCCUGCUAGAUAAUUCCCAUUUUCUUUUCUGUAAUCUUGGCAUACGUUUUUUUAGAUGACCUCUUUCCUUGUUUUAUUUUCGUGCUGCUGUAUGUCCAAGUAUUGUUAUUUCAUAAUAAGACAAGAGUUGCUUUCCUUUUUAAUUCUCUUUUAGUCUUGUACCUCCCCACUUCCUUUUUUUUUUUUUUCUUUUUCCUUUUGCUUUGUUCACUGCUUAUUAAAAUGGAAAUCCUGGAGAAUAGUAGUUCUGGAAUAUUGCCGGGUGAGAGUCAAAUUGUCAUCACAAUAUUAUAUAUUGACACCCAACUGUCAUCAGUCAGGCAGGA
This is a messenger RNA of Dama dama (fallow deer), 4996 nucleotides long. It is a transcript of the gene MN1, whose product is annotated as MN1 proto-oncogene, transcriptional regulator. The record is from RefSeq and is a predicted model, not a curated record. The transcript is spliced from 3 exons. Gene Ontology annotation, biological process: regulation of DNA-templated transcription. Lineage: Eukaryota; Metazoa; Chordata; Mammalia; Artiodactyla; Cervidae. The coding region runs from base 435 to 4346 and encodes 1303 amino acids.